Priapulus caudatus is the source of this 2640-nucleotide messenger RNA. Its product is annotated as abhydrolase domain-containing protein 16A-like. Lineage: Eukaryota; Metazoa; Priapulida; Priapulimorpha; Priapulimorphida; Priapulidae. Gene Ontology annotation, biological process: phosphatidylserine catabolic process; monoacylglycerol catabolic process. The transcript has 15 exons. Gene Ontology annotation, molecular function: glycerophospholipase activity; monoacylglycerol lipase activity. The record is from RefSeq and is a predicted model, not a curated record. The coding region runs from base 251 to 1738 and encodes 495 amino acids. Gene Ontology annotation, cellular component: endomembrane system.
AACAUUUGUUGAAACAUUUAUUCAGAUUAACAUAUAAAAGUAUUUAGAAAAGACCACCACUCUUUAUGGGUACCGUACUUACUUGAUGUGUCUCUUAUAGUAAGUGUGAAGCCAAUAUAGAGAAGAAAUUUGGUUUGGCAGUUUGUUUUGUUUAUAAAUAUAUUUUUUACAGGAGGGUAUUUCCUAUGAACCAAAUUCACUGGAGAGCUAUGCUGACACGUUCAUCAAAUGUGUAAAAUUUUCAUAUUCGAUGGCAUACUAUACUGCUCCUGUUCUUGUGCCGAUACUGUACAGAAGAGCAUUCUUUAGUAUUGAUGGGUUGACAUGGAGCAUUCAGAUGGGUGGUACAGUGGCCAUAUUUUUGACAGUGGCUGUUAUAUGCAGAGCAAUAGGCAGAGUGACAAAUAGCGAAUAUCAAAAAUUCAUAAAAUCGCUAUGUGAUGCGAAAGCUGGGGGAAGCGCUGAGCAUAAGAAAUUAUUAUCAGGCUAUGAUUUUGAAUUCGUUCAUUCACCGAUACAAUUCAGCUGGAAUCAUCUGGAGAAAGAUGAUCAAAAGCAAGGAAUGGAUAUCAGUGCUCCAGAGACUCCUAAGAAUGGGUUUAUAGGACAAAUAACAGGGCCUCUGUCUAAAGUAUUAGGGUACUUUGCAAUACAUUCAUUUGGACGCAGACUUAUUUACCCUGGGACAUUGAGUUUCAUGCAGAGUGCCAUGGCUCCUGCACUCGAGCAAGGCCGAGCCAAGCUGGUGGAGGAGCAUGGUGGCCAGAGAGCAAAACUACAGUGUAGAUUGGGAAACGAAAUAGACACCAUGUUUGUCGACAAAAGAGGAAACGAAUCAGGAUCUAUUAAUCGAGAUACCUUAGUGGUAACAUGUGAGGGAAAUGCUGGCUUCUAUGAAAUAGGCUGCAUGGCGACACCUCUGGAUUGUGGAUACUCUGUUCUUGGAUGGAACCAUCCUGGAUUCUGGGGAAGCACGGGUGUACCUUUGCCAGAUCAAGAGGCUAGUGCUAUAGAUAUAGUCAUGAAGUACGCCACCAAAGGAUUGAAUUUUCAACCUGAGAACAUCAUCAUAUUUGCAUGGUCUAUAGGAGGAUAUACUGCGACCUGGGCAGCCAUGAAUUAUCCUGAUGUAAAGGCUGUGAUUCUCGAUGCUACAUUCGACGAUCUUGAGCCACUUGCGAUUGCACGCAUGCCUGAUUCUUGGCGUUCAUUAGUAACUGCUGCUGUGCGGACCCAUAUGAAUAUGAAUAUUGCAGAGCAGUUGAUUAAGUAUCCGGGAGUGAUAAAGCUAAUUAGACGUACGAAUGAUGAAAUGAUUACAACAGUAGAGCCCCCACAGCCUACGUCAUUGAGGUCCAACAGAGGAAACAAUCUUCUUAUAAAGCUCUUGCAGUACAGAUAUCCAAACAUAGUGAAAGGAAAAUGCAUUGAAGUAUUGUGGAGGUGGCUUGAGUGCGGCAGAGCUCAGCAGAUUCUGAUGUGGUCACAGUACAAUAUAGACAAAGACAUCUGCAGUUCUAUCAUUUCGUCUGCCCAAGAGCACUCCACAUCUUAUCCAGUCGAACUCGGAGAGGAAAUGGGCGAACACCAGCGAAUUAUACUUUCUCUUUACCUUGCGGACAAGUACAUGGCUCAAUAUGAUUCAACACACUGCACUCCACUGCCAGCAAAUUUCUUACAACUGCCAUUAACAGACCAAGUUGAGACAUCCUACGAAAUCGUUGAUAAUAUUGAUUAAAGAAAGCUGACUUCACUUCAAAUAUAAAACUUGUCCUGUACAAGCAUUCCAACAGGCAUCGAGAUCAUGAUCAGAGGAGAAGGUUAUAGUUGGUAUUGCAAAAUUUCCUUGACAUUUGAAGAGAACUAUUGAGAUAUGAUUGUCCAUAACAAUUUGCAGUUAUAACAUGCAGUUUAGUGAAAAAGCAAGCUAUGAAUAAGCUAUAGCUUCAACAGAUAACCACUAGAAUGUCACAUAGAUACGCCUACAAAGUGUAGACCACACCAUGUUAGAUGAUUUAAUCAGAAUACACAUAGGUAUUCGUUUUUACCUAUGAAAACAUAUACCACCAAUUAAUGUUUGCAUAUCUAACUGUCUAAAGUAAGAAAAGAUAAAAGUGUCAUAUUUGCUUUUAUUAUUAGGCGUUUACUUAGCUAUGCAGUAAUUAUUAUCUUAGGCUGUGUUAUCUUAGAUUGUUGAAUUACACACAUUUCUAUACGUAUUUGUGAUAAUAUCAGUCUUCAAGAAUAUCUGUCAAUUGCACACGUUUUUACAUUUUGGUAAUGUAAAGUGUAAAAUGUAAAGCCAAUGACGGCUAUGUUGUUAUCUUUGUAUCAGCAGUUUCAAGAAAAAAUUUACAAAAUGUUCAAUCGAGAUAUUUACACCUUGGUUACACCUAGGGAUAAGACUUACGGGGUUUAUUUCCCGCUAUACAUCAUUAUUAUGUGCACCACGUGCAUGAAUGUGGACAUUAGCGCAAGCCUGAACAACUUCUGAUUUGUGAUUAUGGGAGGUAACUAGAUGACUGGUAAUGUCUUUGAUCACUGAUCCAAAGCCGAUUUUGACUUCAGCGCAUUGUAAAUUUUUUUAAUAAAUGGUUUGUGAAUUCGUCCUAUAAGAAAUAAAUUAUUUCUCAAAAAACA